AUGAUGAUGAUGAUGAUGAGUAAUUUUAAUAAAUCUUUUAGAAAAUGUUAACAACUAGGAAUAAACGAAAAAUCACUUCUUACUUCUCUGAUAGCCAUGAAUCCAAAACUCAAGAAAAGCCUAAUUUUGAAUGUUUAUAUGGUCGAAUGAAGAAUAUAUCCCACAAGGAAUUGUUUGUCCAAUAUGGUGUUGUUUUUGAUAAAAAAGAGGCUGACCAGAUAUUUCAGACACUUGAAAAAAAUAUUGUUUAUGAUAAAAGUAGCCAGGUUAAGAUGUUUGGUAAAUUUAUCAAUGUGCCGAGAAAACAAACAGCAUUUGGUGAUCAAGGUUUAAGUUAUACUUUUUCUGGUGUUACUGUUUUUGCUCAAUCUUGGUUACCUUUUAUGCAGAAGUUAAAAGAAAUUGCUGAACAACUAACGAUGACAUCUUUCAACUUUGUAUUAGUUAACAGAUAUGAUAAUGGAAAUGACUAUAUGGGUUUCCAUCAAGAUAAUGAAAAAGAUUUAGAUGCUCAUGCCCCAAUAGCCUCAUUUUCUUUUGGUCAAGACCGAGACUUUAUUUUUAAGUAUAAGAAAAAUAAAAGCAAUAAAUCAUAUGAAAAUGUGACAUUUCAUCUGGGACAUGGAAGUCUGCUUAUAAUGCAUCCGCCAACAAAUGAUUUGUGGUACCACUCUUUACCAAAGCGAUCGGUAAAGACAUGCCCGAAUCCAAGAAUUAAUUUAACUUUUAGAAAAAUGAAUUUGAAAUUUUAGCAUAUGAUUAUAUUAUGCAAAAUGUAUAUGUAUAUAUUUUUAUCUCCCAAAGCUGAGUGGCCAUUAUCAAUUUGAA
Molecule: messenger RNA, 828 nt
Organism: Hydra vulgaris (swiftwater hydra)
Lineage: Eukaryota; Metazoa; Cnidaria; Hydrozoa; Anthoathecata; Hydridae
Product: DNA oxidative demethylase ALKBH2
Biological process (GO): DNA alkylation repair; DNA repair
Molecular function (GO): cytosine C-5 DNA demethylase activity; ferrous iron binding
Source: RefSeq, a predicted model, not a curated record